Messenger RNA from Zophobas morio, 1293 nucleotides. RefSeq lists its product as uncharacterized. Gene Ontology annotation, molecular function: peptide binding; G protein-coupled receptor activity. Gene Ontology annotation, cellular component: neuron projection; plasma membrane. Lineage: Eukaryota; Metazoa; Arthropoda; Insecta; Coleoptera; Tenebrionidae. The record is from RefSeq and is a predicted model, not a curated record. The transcript is spliced from 2 exons. The coding region runs from base 327 to 1259 and encodes 310 amino acids.
UUAACGCAGCACGUAAUUAUAAACCUGAACUAAAUAAAUUCGGCCGCGAACACUUUCGUCAGUCCACGUUGUGCCAACUAUAAACAAUCCUCAUUAACGUGGGCGUUACGCCCGUGACGUUAUUUUUGUCCCAAAGCGCACAUCCCGCAAAAACCGGCCCGUUUCCAUCAAACCCGUUUAUCGCUUUUAAGAAACCGAAUUUGUUGACAAAUCGUGUGCUCGAAGCGACCAGUGCAAUGCAGAUAAUAACAAUAACUGAUAAUAUGUGUUCCGUACGUUUAGUUUAUGGGAAACAUUUGUCCAGAUAGUGUGCAAACCACAUCGAGAUGAGUAACCUCAACACCGUGGACGAUUUGCCCAACAUCACGUCGAAUUUCACCGACGAGGAGUACCAUCACCGGGAAACCUCCUACGAGCGGAUUUUCCUGGAGGUGUUCACCGUCGUGGGAUUGCUGUCAGUGGUGGCAAACAGUCUGUUAAUUUUCGUCAUCGUCAAGUACAAGAAGAUGAGGGAGGACCCCACCAAUGUGAUUUUUCUUCAAAUGAACAUUUUACAGGCGUUUUGUUUGCUUGCUACGCCGCUGACUUUGAGGAUCCUGAUGGAGUUCUUCGACGUUUCGCCAGUGCACACUAUAGUGUUUUGUGCUUCUUAUCAAGUCGAAUCUACGAUAAUGGUGGCUAUAACGUGGUACUUGUUUCUGUUAAUUUGUGACUGGUACCUCAAACUUUACUACAAAAACGUUUAUGUGAAGUUUUGUCGUGUGUAUAAAUUUUUCAUAGCGGCCUUUUAUGUUCUGACUAUGUUCGUGUGUUCGAUUACCGUCCAAAUAUGUUUCAAGAGUGCCAUGUAUGGCUUCGUUUAUAUGAUCUUGGCUGCUGGGCUGUGUUUUUUAGUGUUGUUCUUAAUUAUUAUAAAUAUUAUUCAUUUAGUGAGGAGGAGGAGAAUUACGUCUGAUUGUAAAGGGAACAUAGGGCUGGCAAUUGCCAAUAUUUGGUUCGGUUUGUGGUGUCCCACUUUGAUAUUCGUACUCUUAACAAUACUCGGGAACAUAGCUGCUCCCGUGCUACUAAUUUUUGUAUUUUCGUUAGGGUUUUCAAGCCCCGUGUUUAACCUCAUCUACCUCUACUACUACGACGAUCGCUACAACAUAUUCUUGAGGAAAGUGUUCACUUGUAAGUGUAACGAAUACUCGAACGAAAGUUUAGAAACUCCCGUGAGCUACAACGACGUAAACGGUGUACAAAUUCCAGACAAUUAAUGUAGUUUUUAAUUUAAUACAAUUUUUCGACCGA